Messenger RNA from Varroa destructor (honeybee mite), 4202 nucleotides. It is a transcript of the gene Josd, whose product is annotated as Josephin domain containing. Gene Ontology annotation, molecular function: cysteine-type deubiquitinase activity. The record is from RefSeq and is a predicted model, not a curated record. Gene Ontology annotation, biological process: protein deubiquitination. NCBI's taxonomy places the organism in Eukaryota, Metazoa, Arthropoda, Arachnida, Mesostigmata, Varroidae.
AGCUCCUUCCAUGAUGAGAGGCUAUCUAUUCAACAGAAUCUUAAAACCAAAACUCGUGCUUGUGAUUUACUACAGAGGCAGAAGAUCAACUUGUGAAGACAAAACUGCGGAUGUGGAUGAUGUUAGCAGAUAUACUGAGUUUAAUCGAGAAAUUCUCAAUUGAGUAUAGUGCUUUACAUAUUCCAGUAAAUAGGAACGUAAAGUGAUCAGAUAACAGUAAAUUUAUAGAUGAAUUUUAGAUGACGUAGACGUUGCUGAUCGUCGUGAGCAAUAUCGAAGCGAAAGCUUUUUGCAUAGACAUUUUAGAACUCGAAAAAAUUCUUUGAAUUGUCGAAUUGAAUUUUUGAAUACUUGAAUUAUUUUCGAUACUCGCUUAAAAGUAAUUUAACGUAUUAUAGACAAACCCGCAUAUCUACAAUAUUGGAUUUCAUCCGAAAUUUGCAAUAAAUAAUGGAAAUAAAUAAUCUUAUGUUAGAUUUUGGAGUCUACGAACAUUUUCUUAUGGGAAAACCCCACCUAUAAUUGCUUCAUAUGCACCGAGUAUGGAAAAAUAAUAAUCUGUUACAAAUUGCUGUUUUUGCUCUCUUCUUUUUUUGAAACUAAAGCCUUCUCAGUCUUUUUUAUACGUAAAUUUCGCAUUUGUAGUUACCGUUUCUACUUUGGUGGUGGGUAGCGGUGGCUUAUAGUUGAGCAGGCAAGAAUAACAAAGCUUCUAUGUCAAUGUUUUUUAAACUGGCCACCAUUAUAUUUUGCAUAGUUUACCGCUGAUUAGUUUCACGAAAGAAGCAGAUGACCACGCCAGGUGCGGUGAGUGCGCCGGUGUACCACGAGCGACAACUGAAAGAACUGUGCGCUUUGCACGCGUUAAAUAACCUAUUUCAAGAUGGAAAGGCGUUCAACAAGCAUAUGCUUGACCAGAUAUGCCACAGUUUGUCUCCGGAUCAUCUGGUGAACCCACACAAAAGUGUACUGGGGUUGGGAAAUUACGAUGUGAACGUUAUCAUGGCAGCCUUGCAAAGCAAAGGUUUCGAAGCCAUCUGGUUCGAUAAGAGGAAAGAUCCAUCCAUGAUUGACCUGGCAAAGAUUCUAGGUUUCAUCCUUAACGUCCCUAACGAGCUCAAGUUAGCUUUUCUUCAGUUCCCUCUAUCCAGGAAGCAUUGGGUAGCGGUACGAGAAAUACGUCAACUUGUCACCGAGCCAUACCCCGUUUGUGAAUUCUACCCCGGGUCGAGGCCACGCGGCGAACCAGCAGGGCUAUUUUUCAACCUCGACUCAAAGCUCGAUGUGCCGUUAUUUCAGUGGCCUGUUGAAAUGUCUAGCCCUUCUCACGAUGAUCCUCCGCCUUUAUCGAAGAAAAGAAGCAAAGUAAGAGAGGAAUGGCCGAAACACGCUAUGUAUGCAGUGAUGUUAGUAUUGAAAUAAGCCGGUAUAUAAUUUCAAGUGUAGAUUAAAUCCGUCAGCCAACAGUCGAGAAAGCCGUGUGCUGCAAAGUGUUGUUGAGGACUGAAACAGCUAACUGACAGAAAAUGAACGAACGCUAAAAGGUGUGAAUGAAACCAAAUAACAGCACACGAGGCUUUGAAUAAGAGUUGACCGGGCUCAGAUUUGGGUUUGGUUCAGGUUUUCGAAGCUUCAGGAAUGAAAGGUGGAAAUGUGUGGAGUAGAAUAGAUGGAAAAAACAAGUCCAUAUGACACCACUAAUUUGCUCUGCUUAUCGCUGUUCGUUAUUUCUAGUAGUUGAGAAUUUUAUUGACAUAGUACAGGUAGAAGAAUGGAAUGCAGAGGUCAUCGCAAAGAAUGGAAAACUAGCAUACCUUAAAUGUGUAAUGCGUUCAUCAUCAUCAUCCGUGAUCGUUCAUUGGUGACAAUAUAGAAGGUUCAGAAACUAACUUCAUAUAAGUUGCCAUGAAUAUAUCUGCGUGACGCAAUAAGAGCAGAACUGCUGAGAAUCGAUUGUCUCAAAUUAUCAGUCAGCUCGAACGCUGUGCGUGAUAAUCAUAAACGCUUUUCUCUUGACUUUUUCUGAACGCGGGCUUUUAUCGCUUAGACUGAUCCCAAGUCGAGAAUUUAAUGCUUGUUAUAUGCAGGUAUGGCUCGCGGAACCGUGCAGUGGCGAUAUUCGAAGGAAAAAUGUAAACGUCUUGUCUAACCAAUGUACGGCAGUCACAAAAAUCGCCGUGUAUAUAUAUAUAUAUAUAUAUAUAUAUAUAUAUAAUGAAUGAAUUGUUUGUAUAAAUGGUUCACAAAUAGUAAAAAAACCUAGAACAAUGUAACGCUACUGCUAAGUAAGCUCUUGGAGAGUGCUGUUCUUCUCAUAGACCCGCCAGAAUUUCGUCCAGGGAUAACUCGUCUGAAUUAAAAGCGGGUGAGCGCAUAGUUUGUGUAGUGCAACAUAUAUUUUUCAAACACCGCACUGCGCAUUCGGGUCUUCAAUCUGUCAAUUUUAUAGCGGCUCCAUAUAUAUAGCGAAUUCAGAAGUUAAACUCUAUCCGGUUACGUAACACAUCACGCACCGGCGCAGCAGUUUAUAUGCGUUCUGUGGGCAAGGCCUGUUUUGUUGGUGAGUAUCUACAAAAUAUAAUUAUUAUUUAAUGAGUGGGAAAAACGUGUUAUUUAAAAAGCCUCGUAUUGUUGUUACAGGCCAAGAGGCCUACUGGUAAAGUCAUCCACACAUGUUCUAGUGGUGGAUAGAUGUUAUACAAUAAUAACCAGUGAAAAAAACGCUAGGCAAUGUUGGAGGAAGUAAGGGUUUAAAAGAAUGUCUCUCAAUAUAAUUAGGGUGAUGUAUAACUGUAUAGGUAUCUAAUUGUGUGAAGCAAUCAAGGAGAGUUUAAAAUCAAGUACAACUUUGGUACAGGCUCCUUGUUCUGUUUGAAAUUGAGAAUGUUUAUGCUUGUAUGACUGAGGUGUGUACAUGAAGGCUGUAUCAUACGAUUAGUUAGGAGAAGCGCUUGAUAAAAUAUGACGAGAAAGGGAACGAGAUUAAAAGAUGAAUGCAGGAAAUAUCGAGAAUGUACGUAUUUUGGUUAUAUUAAUUACUUUGUAUUUUGAUCAUUAUUAUCCAACUGAUUAUGGUUCAUGUAUAAACUACUGGUUUAAGUACGACUUCGUUUGGCUGAAAGCUAAGAGUUUUUGUAUAGUAUACACAAUAAACUGAAGCAACGAAAUCCUGAUGCAGAUGGAUUGCUUUUCUAGUACAGGUCUUCUUCUUCAUGUUCAUAAUAAAUUGACAAUUGUUCGUCUUUUUCUAGUACUAAAAGCUAAUCUAGACAUUCAGCUUGCGCACGGCCAGGUCUCACUCGUCGGCGAAACGGACAAAAUGAAGGUAUCAGUGGUAGCAUUUUAGGAAAAUAAACUAUUAAAACAACUCUAAGAAAAACUUCUUGCUCAUUCCUUCAUGUCUUGGUCUGACACGAAUCGUCAGUCUAAAUGCAUUACGACGCAACGACAUCUGUAUUUAAGUAUUUUCGAGUUACCGAAUAGUUUUAUGACGCCCAAGUAUACGUGUAUGUGCGUACGUGUAUAUCUGCAGAUAUGCGGUCUUAAAUGGAAGUUAUGGUAGAGUCUGUGGUGUGGACUGGAGUAGUACAUUCGUAGAAAUCCAAAUGAGAAACUCUGUGCGGUUACACGUGCAUAUGAUAAUACUUAUGGGUUAAGUGACGCUUGGUUUGAAAGCACAGCCGCUCUUCUUACUAUGGGUUUUACCGCCUUUUCACACUAUCAUCGUUCAGCACCGUGAAAUACAGUUCAUUAGUAGAGAAAUAUCUAGAGGUCUAAAUGUGUGGUGCGUGGCCAUCCACAGAGAACUACAUUUCGGUCGUCACCAAAAACUAUUGUAAAUGGGGUGAUUAUAAUUGUACGAUUAUUUAUUUAUAAAGAAAGCUUGUUGAUCAGAAAAAAACAAACAAAUCACAGAACAUAGAUAGCAUUUGUCCUUUUUUUUGAAAUAUCAAGAAUUAUAUAAUCAAAGUAUCCUCUCUGACGUCCUGCUGUGUUUUGCCUAGUACGUUUAAUUCUUAAUCGCUAUUCUCGUGAAUAUCAAAUAUAAGAUAGCUUAAUAUUUAUUUGGAGAGGGCUUGCCUAUAAGCGUGUAUGGUGUAAGGCACUCUUAUUGUAUUAUUAUCGUGUCUCACUGCCAAAUAAUAAUAUAAGUCGUCAGCCGGGCGCGCUAAGCAGGUAUCAAUGUUUCGACUAUUCCUAGA